Molecule: messenger RNA, 1690 nt
Organism: Folsomia candida
Lineage: Eukaryota; Metazoa; Arthropoda; Collembola; Entomobryomorpha; Isotomidae
Product: ankyrin repeat, SAM and basic leucine zipper domain-containing protein 1
Exons: 2
Coding region: 1-1593 (530 amino acids)
Molecular function (GO): protein binding
Source: RefSeq, a predicted model, not a curated record
AUGGAGUUCGCUUCAAAAGUUGACCGAGAAUCUGCCCAAGCCGAACCUCCCAGAAAUCGACCUGCUGGAGAAAGUGAGAGUGACGGCGAAGGAUUCGACAUCUUCCCAAAACCAGCCAUCGUCCCAGCCAACACCAACGAACGAAUUCAUUAUGACGAGGACGAAUGGGGGUCAAGGAAUAAUGCGGCUUAUUCUUCGUCACAAGCCAUACUGCCAGAACCGGUGGUUAUCUCGGCUAGCGAGUCAGCCAGGAUUGCUUGUUCAAGAGGCGAAAUUGAUAAGGUGCAGAAGCUCUUAGACGAUGGCUCCAUUCAAAUAAACUGCUUCCUCCCCGACGACACCACCCUACUAAUCACCGCUGCUGCAUACGCUUAUCCUAGCCUGGUCAAGUUUCUCAUCGAACGUGGCGCAGAUGUUACCCAAUUUAGCCACGGUUUAGACAAAACCACCCCCCUCAUCGCCGCCGUCUCCUGCACGCGCCCCUCCGCCACGGAAGACCACGUUCUCGCCUGUGUCAAACUCCUCGUCGAGAAAGGCUCCCCCCUCAACACGCAGGGUCACUCCGCUCUCACCGCGCUCGUCAUCGCGAUCAAACGUCGCCAAGAACGACACGCCGUUUCCGAGUACUUACUCCAGCACGGCGCCAAUCCAGACGUCCAAGAUUUCGCCGGGCGAACCCCACUCUUCCACGCGGCGGAAGUUGGCGACGGAAAAUCCUGCCGAUUACUCCUCGAACACAAUGCAAACGUCAACAUCAUCGACGACAACGGGUGGUCCUGCCUCGACGUCGCGGGGGACAAAGGAUUCAACUCGCUGAGCGAAUUACUCUAUAAAGUCCGCACCACAAAAUGGAAACCGGGGCAGGAUCCCGUCCUCAUGAAGGAGAUUAAGGACGUUAUCAUAGGUCGUGGAAGAGUAUCCAAAAUUCGGGAAGAUUCUCAAAUCGAAAUGCUCCUCAGGGCCAUCAAUGCGGAAAAAUAUAAACAAAAUUUCCGCCACCAUAAAGUCACCUACCUCCAAUUUCUUCAGUUUGAUGAAGAAGACCUCAAAGCCGUGGGGAUUGAGGAGGUCGGAAUUCGGAAAAAAGUGAUGGAAUCAAUUCGUGAAGCGCACAGUACCGGCUGGGCGAGAUCUUGGAUGAAUAUGAUGUCCGUUAAUAAAAGAUGUACCGGAAUGGAAACCGUGUGCAUUGUGAACAACAUCAAUUUUCAUGUGGAACAUAUUCAGAACACAAUUCACAAGUUGACAAAAAGGAUUUUGAAGGACCCCACAAGUCUCCGGCUGGGGAAGGAAAGGAGUGACAUUUCCGGUAUCUUGUCGCGCCUGAAGGACUUGGAUAAGAACAAUUUUAUCUUGCAUGAAGAACUGCUGAAGAUGAAGCAACUCUUUGUUAGGCUAAAGAACAAUGCGGAACUCCAGAUCGGUGAUAAGUUCGAGUUGGAGCCGAAGGAUAUGCAAGAAUUUCUUGAGAGGUGGAAUGCUGUCAAGAAAGAUGACAAGAAGGAAUCGAGUGAUGGGAAGAAAUGGGUGUUAUUUGGGGUGACAAGUGCCUUACUUGUCACGGCAAUUGCUUGGAAGUCCUGGUCUCGAUGAUGACUAUGGUGCUAAUCAAAUAUUUUCUACAUAGAUGACCUAUUUUUAAGCAUGUACCAUUCACUCACAAUGGAGGGUCUCCCAGCGUAUGCGAUCC